This is a messenger RNA of Cadophora gregata, 744 nucleotides long. RefSeq lists its product as uncharacterized. Gene Ontology annotation, molecular function: protein binding. Lineage: Eukaryota; Fungi; Ascomycota; Leotiomycetes; Helotiales; Ploettnerulaceae. Gene Ontology annotation, biological process: proteasome-mediated ubiquitin-dependent protein catabolic process. The transcript has 4 exons. The record is from RefSeq and is a predicted model, not a curated record. Gene Ontology annotation, cellular component: nucleus; cytoplasm. Bases 1 to 744 code for a protein of 247 amino acids.
AUGGCUUCCUCCACAGCUUCAACAACCACCCCAUUGCGACAUGCCUUCGAGAGACGUGCCGAGGAUGUGAAACCACUGAAAAGUGAUAUCAAUGCUCUCAUUUUCGACUACCUCACGACCGAAGGCUACCCGUCCGCUGCUGCCAAAUUCUCCAAGGAAGCGAAUCUGCGACCACGACAGGAGGAAGAGUCAUUGAAGGCUCGACGUCAGAUACAGCAGUCCAUCCACUCUGGCAAAAUCCAAGAAGCUAUCGAAGCUCUCAACGAGCUUGAACCUCAGGUCCUGGACAAUAAUCCAUCGUUACAUUUUGCUCUUCUUCGUUUGCAACUGGUCGAGCUGAUCCGGAUCUACAAUGCGACCCCAGGAGGUGACAUUACCCCGGCCCUAACCUUUGCCAGUACUCAACUUGCACCAAGGGCACCCACAAAUAAGGAAUUCCUGGAGGACCUUGAGCGCACAAUGGCUCUGCUUAUCUUCCCCCCGGAUAGUCUGGAACCACCACUUGCUGCACUUUUACGGCCCGAACUUCGGCGUACAGUUGCCGAUAGGGUCAACAAAGCCAUACUGACAAUUCAAAACUCAAGACGGGACGCUGCCAUCAGGAGCCUUGUGCGGUUACGGGCUUGGGCAGAGGAUGCUGCAAGACAAAGCAAGAAAGAUUUGCCAUCUCACCUGGAGCUUGGUUUUGAUGGGGAUGAAAAGGGUACCUCCAUCGAGAAUGGACAUGAGCCUAUGAUUACAUGA